AAUAUGUUAUAUUAUAUUUUCACAAAUUUUUCUGCAGGCCUGAUGUCUAAGUCUCCGGCUGAAUAACUUGAAAAUUCUUAUUAGCAAAGAUGGCUUUGAAUUAGAAAAAAAUGGACGACCAUCUGUCAUUAAUUGUUUAUAUCUGUUUGACAUUUGGCUUUUUCGAUAUUUUGUGAAAUCAAAAAUGGUAUUCUCCAGUAGCGAACAACGUGAUAUGGUCCAAAUUUACUAUUCUUUGAAUAGAAAUUCGCAACGCUCCUGCCAACAAUAUCUGGAGCAAUAUCCAGAGCGCCCCCAACCUAAUUAUACGUAUUUCGAAGCUUUGGACAGGAACCUUAGCCUCUAUGGAAGUUUCACUAAACCUCGAAAUAUGUAUGGGACUCGAGUGCAUCCUGAAACCGAGCAGGCGAUUAUUAAUGCUGUUACCCAAAAUCCACAAGGUUCAACCAGACAAUUUUCCCGUGAAUUGAAUAUGCCAAGUACCCGUAUCCACAGAGUAUUGAGAAAAAAUCGCUAUCGCCCCUAUAAACUUCAUAUCAGUCAAGAACUUAGGCAUGGAGAUACCGAUAGAAGGCUUCAGUUUUGCAAUUGGUUGAACGAAAAACUGCAAGAUGAUGAAGACUUUUUAAACAAAAUAAUUUGGACAGAUGAAUGUAACUUUUCGACCAACGGGCUAUUUAAUCGGAAUAAUGAACAUUUUUAUUCAGUCGAAAAUCCGAGACAAAACCGCGAAGUAAGAAGACAGGGGCAUAAUUCUUUCAACGUUUGGGUGGGUCUUUACAGGAAUCGAAUUUUGGGACCUAUUAUACAGGGUGAGUUUUUUAAAGUGUUACAAUGCGAUAUGUCAAAAACGGCUGUAAAUUUUUUUUUGACAUUUUGGUGACAUUUCAAGUAUACCGGGGGGCACUUUUUGUGAUAUUUUUGACAUUUGUCCCUUCAUCCCCCUAAGAGGGGCAGAGGGUCACUUCCUUAUUUUAAAUGGAAUGACGUGUUUUUUAUUCCUAAAUA
This is a messenger RNA of Anthonomus grandis grandis, 1008 nucleotides long. RefSeq lists its product as uncharacterized. The transcript is spliced from 2 exons. The record is from RefSeq and is a predicted model, not a curated record. Gene Ontology annotation, molecular function: nucleic acid binding. Lineage: Eukaryota; Metazoa; Arthropoda; Insecta; Coleoptera; Curculionidae. Bases 185 to 883 code for a protein of 232 amino acids.